AUGCCAAAAGACGAUGAUCAGCUUCCUCGAGUCUCAGCUUUGCGCGGGGUAAGCAUAGCGCAAUGUACCAGAUCUAGAAGAAAGGAAAGAACACGCGGCCUUUAUCCCUACAGCCCACCACCAUACAGACUGCUUCAAACACUGCUCAAGCGUCCGGAUCUCGCUCAAUAUAUCAAAGAAGUCGAGCUACUUAUGGUAACACCUGACACCGGGGUUUUCCACGAUCGUUAUGAUGCUCGUGAAGGUGGACUUAGCAGGGUUGAAUUAUUAACUCCAGACUAUGAUAUUUCUGGGGAAAUACCUUUUCAUUUUAUAUUACGUACACUCUCGGGGUUAAGAGCAGGGCAGUUGGAAGCGUACAUGGCAGUUCUUCUUACACUUCUAACGAAUGUUAGAACUGUCAACUUUCGACUACGAGGUCCUGUAGUGAACCAUUUGAUGAUGAAGGCUCUGGUCUAUCGUCCAGGCCGUUCAAUGAAGACGUUGAAGUUUACCACCGAUUCAACAUCCGGCUCAGGUACUAGAAACUUUGGACCCUGGCUAAAAUGGCAUCGAAUUGAUGCUGCUCUACCAUCUAUUCUAUCAUUGCCUGGGAUUGAGUCAUUAUACGUUGAGGAACUGGUAUGUUUAACUACAACCUUCGAGUUUUCACUUCUGGCGUCCAGUACACUGUUCAGUACACUCAAGAGACUCAGCCUACCUCGUAGUAAUAUCACAGAGUUACAUGUCGGUUCACUGCUUAUGGCGAUGCCGAAAUUGGAACAUUUCGAGUGUCUCCUCGCUUAUGAUCAAAGUGAUAAUGAGAGGUGCCACGGAGAAGUCCUCAGCCUGGCGUUGAGUUUUGUCGCGGAAACACUAGUAUCGCUCAGCUUGGGAAUUGACAUUCUUCGCCCUCAACCCACACUUUGGCAGGUUGCGAAGCCACUAGGAUCAUUGAAGAAUUUCAAAAAAUUGGAAACGUUACAUAUACCCAUUGCUCUUCUGAUAACCCCGGAAAACGUGGAUGAUAUCUCAGAAAUCGACGAGAUACUUCCGCCAAAUCUGGUAUCUUUCACUCCCAACUGGCGCGACCCAAGAGUAGCUACCUCGGCUCUGCAUUACGAAACUACCAGAAUGGUUAAAAUAUACUACGCUAAAAGAUCAUGGCCUUUAUUUGAUGCACCUAAGUAUUAG
Glarea lozoyensis ATCC 20868 is the source of this 1173-nucleotide messenger RNA. RefSeq lists its product as uncharacterized. Lineage: Eukaryota; Fungi; Ascomycota; Leotiomycetes; Helotiales; Helotiaceae. The record is from RefSeq and is a predicted model, not a curated record. Bases 1 to 1173 code for a protein of 390 amino acids. The transcript has 2 exons.